Molecule: messenger RNA, 4011 nt
Organism: Bombus terrestris (buff-tailed bumblebee)
Lineage: Eukaryota; Metazoa; Arthropoda; Insecta; Hymenoptera; Apidae
Gene: Mau2
Product: MAU2 chromatid cohesion factor homolog
Exons: 8
Coding region: 546-2330 (594 amino acids)
Biological process (GO): mitotic sister chromatid cohesion; maintenance of mitotic sister chromatid cohesion
Cellular component (GO): SMC loading complex; chromatin
Molecular function (GO): protein binding; double-stranded DNA binding
Source: RefSeq, a predicted model, not a curated record
ACCUUUCCCUAGUUGUUUAUAUGAUCGUGGGUACAACUGUGCUCAAGUAAUCGCAAUCUAGUUAUCAUUCGAAAGCCACCAUCCAGAGGUUAGAAAGCCAAUAUUCCCUACUAAAUAAAAUAAAACCCUAUUUAGUUAUAUUCCAAAGUAUCCAAAGCUAACGAAGUAAUGAUAUAUAGUUCACUACCGUUGUACAUAGAAAUUAUUAAAAUGAAUAAUGUCGAUGUCUAUCUAGACUCGUCUUGUUAUCGAAAUAUCAAUUAUCUGUGCCUGGAAACGAUGAUUCUUAGUACGUGUAUAAAAAAUGUGAAGCAAUAAUAAUAGAAAAUGUCUUGUUACAUAUGUAUGUAAACAUUACGCAAUAAGCGGUUUCCAGGGGAAACGAAUCUGACGGGACACCGCGAAAAUUGUAAAUCGAAUUGUGAUCGUAACUUCUCUUCUCAGAACGGUGAUUCCAGUUUUGUUUCAAGUGUAAUUGAGUCCUGUGUGCGAACCUAGUGACCGUGUCUUAUCACGGUUGGAGAUUUUACCCGUGAAAUGUCAAAAUGGCGUCUUCACAGGACGCUUGGUAUCUGUCGUUGUUAGGACUAGCAGAAAACUUUCGAACCUCGAGUCCACCGAAUAUCAAGUCAUGCAUACAGUGUUUACAAGCGGUCUUCAAUUUUAAACCGCCUCCAAGAGUCGAAGCACGCACCCAUCUUCAACUUGGUAACAUCCUUCUUACGCAUACCAAAAACAUCGAUUUGGCGCGGUCUCAUUUAGAACAAGCGUGGCGAUUGAGUCAGAAUAUAAACACUUUUGAUGACGUUAAGUUUGAAGCAGCAAGUGUGGUUGCUGAACUGUAUGAGCAACAGCACCAAUCAAAUCUAAGUAAACCUAUAUUACGGAAGGCUAUAGAACUUUCUCAACACAAUGUGUAUUGGCAUUGCAGACUUAUUUUCCAACUUGCACAAAUACAUGCAUCAGAAAAAGAUUUUGUCGCAGCUAGUAGUCUACUUGCAGUGGGUGUUGAUUAUUCUCAUAUCAGUAAUGCAAGUUAUACAAGAGUUCUAUUCUUAUUGAGCCGAUGUAUGCUUUUAUUAAUAGACAAAAAGUUUACUGAGGUUCAUCCGCUUUUAAAUUCAGCUGGACACCAUGUUGAAAAUUGGCAGGGUAGUCCACAUCAAAAAGAGUAUUUAAAAGUAUAUUUUUUAGUGCUUCAAGUUUGUCAUUAUUUAAUGGCAGGACAAGUUAAAAGUGUGAAACCUUGUUUAAAGCAAUUGCAACAAAGUAUACAAACCAUAAUGUCUCCUAGUUGGCCACCAGAUGAAAUAGUUACGGGUUCUAAUAUUGGAGAUAUGUUUAUAUGGAUGCCAAAGGACCAUUUAUAUGUUUUGGUGUAUUUAGUAACAGUUAUGCAUUCAAUGCAAGCUGGUUAUAUGGACAAAGCUCAGAAAUAUACAGAUAAAGCAUUGACUCAAAUUGAAAAGCUCAAAAUUGUUGACAACAAACCUAUACUUUCUGUUUUUCAACUAAUGUUGUUGGAGCAUAUAGUAAUGUGCAGACUAGUAAUGGGAAAUAAAAGUGUAGCUCUUGCAGAAAUUUCUCAAGCUUGUCAGCUUUGUAGAAGGCAGCCAAGGUUACUUCAAGGUCAUAAGCCACAAUUGCAUGCUUUAUUGGGACUAUAUGCAAUGUCUAUGAAUUGUAUGGAAGCUGCGGAAGCACAAUUUACUGCUGCUUUAAGAACAUCACAAGAAAGGGAAUUGUGGACUUUCGCGAAUUUGAACUUGGCAAUAGUAUAUCUUAGGACAAAGAGGGAUGCUGAUUUAGGUGCUUUAUUAGAACGAAUAAAUCCCGAGUCUUUACCAUCUCAUUCACACUCUUUAAGGGCAGCAGCUUAUUAUGUUCAAGGUCUUCAAGCGUUUUUUGGAGCGAGAUACAACGAAGCAAAGAGAUACCUCCGGGAAACUCUAAAAAUGGCCAAUUCUGAAGAUUUAAACAGACUCACGUCAUGUAGUCUCGUACUUCUUGGACACAUAUUUCUUUCUUUAGGAAAUAGUAGAGAGUCCAUGAACAUGGUUACUCCUGCGAUGCAGUUAGCUUCUAAAAUACCUGAUGUUCAUGUACAAUUAUGGGCUACCGCCAUACUUAAAGAUUUGUAUAGAAUUUGUGGAGAUCCGAAUCGCGAAAGUGAAGCAUAUCAAAUGCAUUGCACGUUUUCGCAAACACUCUUGAAAGAUCAUUUUCAAAGUACACAGAUGGGCGAACAUAAUCUUAUACAGUGGACUGAUGGGCCUGUGCCUGCUUUACCGAGUAAUCCACCACCUUCAACGUCACAAGCAAUUCUUUAAUAAUAUUCAAAAACUUGAUAGUUUGUAUAUUCGAAGCGUGUAAACUAUUUGAUGGAGCACAGAAAAGUGUUAGGUUUGUACAAUUUGGUUAUCGAAUUAUAUAGUGAACAAUAAAAUCAGAGGUAAUAAUAAAAGCAUGAGUCUCUCUUAAACGAGAGAGUGAAGUAGGUUGAAUCACAAACAAACUAAUUAAUUGCGAUUAAAUCGAAGAGAGCAAAAAUUUAAUUGUUCAAUGUGGGUAUUAAAUGAUGUCCACAAAAGCUCAUUGUUUAUUAUCUAAAUAUUUUCGGGUAACUAAAAAUCACACAGAAUUUCAUUUGCAGAGUUUCAUAAAGAUUAUAUAUAUACUAUAAGUUUGUACAAACAAUUUAUUGUAGUCGUUUUCUAUGUCACAGAGAUACACAAAAAAAAGUGAAAAGAUGUAGAAAAUAUUGAUAUAUUUUAUUAUUUUGUAAAUUGUAAAUUAUCUCGAGACUUUUUUCCUCAUAAGUGUAAAUCUGCAAAGAAGAAGAGAGAAAAGUGGCAGUACUAUCGCUCCAAGUAUCAAAAUAAUUAAAUGCAUUUUUCAAUGUAAUUAUCAUACCAUUGCACAAAUACUAUUUUAAAAUUAACAUAAAGUUUAAUUUAUGCUAUAAAAGUGAUAGAUUUUGAUACGAAUGUUAAGAAAUAUUUGUUGUUGGUGCUAAAUUAAAGGGCACAUUAAAAUGCAUUAAUAAUUUAAGUCUUGGAAAAUCUUAUUUGCCACACGGAGAACAAUAUUUCCAGCCAAAUCAAUUUUUCUUUAUAUCUUAGUUGCUCUCUGUAAGUAAUUUAUCUAAAUUUGACAUCCUAAGAAUAACCUAACGUUAUUAUUUUGUAACUUACAUUGAUUUUAUUCACAUAUUUUUUAAAAUUUAUAAUUCAUACAACUUUUUAGGUUUACAUAGCACGUUGGCAAGUAUGUUUUGAAUUAAAUUUUAAAUCGAGACUGAUAAAAUUAUUAUAAUAAAGAACUAGAUAAAUAUGGAUCAGAGAUACGAUACGUGGGUGCAUAUUUCAGAGAUUAUGAAUUUGUACAUCUAUGAAGAUAAAUUUAAAUAAAAUUGAAACAUUUCACGAAAAUAAAGAAUUGGAUUUGGUAAAAAUGAAGAAAAUAAGAAUAAAAUAUUGAUAAUAUUUCCAACGUACUAUGCUCUUCAAUGACCAAAGUAGGCUUUUAAAAUUCGGGCUGUGGACACAACAGAAAUAAUUGUAUGUUCAUAAACGUGUACCCUUUACAUGUGGGGAAAUAUGUUGAUAGGUACAAUAGGUUGCAAAAUGUUCUUUGAGAAACAAAAGAAGUAUCGUACCUAUCGUAUGCGUGGUGCGUAUCAGUUGAUGUGUUUUUAUCCAACAAUGUAUGUAUAUAAUGUAUAAUUAAAAUAAACACAAUCGUAAGUAGUAUUAGAUAGAGCAAUAUAUGAGAAAGGAAGAAAAAUAAAGGGGCCUUACUAUGUGGUAAGCUAAAUGGCAAAGACGUUCCGCCUAACUUUGCAUUGUUUUUAAAUUAAGAUAUUGUACAUAUUUUAAAUAGCAAAGAUAAUAAAGAGUAAAACAGAGAAAAAAAUAUAACAAGACUACAUACCUGUAAAAAAGUACUUUAUCGUUUUUGUGUAUUUAUGUAAUCAAUAUGGAAAUUAUAUUAUUUGAAUUAAUACUGUCA